CUUCUAGCCGUUUGGAGGUAGCAGCGAGGAGCGGUAUACUGCUGUUUCCCGCGGGCUGAGUAUUUCCGCGCUAAAAAUAGUACGCGGAGUCCAGCACACGCUGUCUGCAGCCUGGACUUUCUGUAGACCGCUCGGCGAGUUCCUGGACUGUAGUUGUGAACCGCCCUUAACACCUCUACCACUCUUACCAUGGAUGAUCUGCCACCAGAACAGAUUUCAGUACUGAGGAAGGCUUUUGAUGCCUUCGACCGAGAGAGGUCUGGAAGUAUCCCAACAGACAUGGUUGCAGACAUCCUGAGGUUGAUGGGACAACCCUUCAACAAGAAGAUCCUUGACGAACUCAUAGAGGAGGUGGAUGCAGAUAAAUCUGGAAGACUGGAAUUUGACGAAUUCGUUACAUUAGCAGCUAAGUUCAUCGUUGAAGAAGACGACGAGGCAAUGCAGAAAGAGCUGAGAGAGGCUUUCAGACUUUACGACAAAGAAGGUAAUGGCUACAUCCCCACAUUCUGUCUGAAAGAGAUCCUGAGAGAGCUGGAUGACCAGUUGACCAACGAGGAACUGGACAUGAUGAUUGACGAGAUCGACUCAGACGGAUCAGGCACAGUUGACUUCGAUGAAUUCAUGGAGAUGAUGACUGGAGAAUAAUACUGACUUGUUCUUCUUCUUCUUCACAAUGAAUCUCGUUUGUGUUCCUCUUUUAUACUACAAUUCUACAAGACUACUUUAUCAUCAAAAACAGCAUUUUCUAAUUUGUUUUUGUGUUAUUUAUAAAUAAAUAUUCAACUGUUAAACUA
Homalodisca vitripennis (glassy-winged sharpshooter) is the source of this 794-nucleotide messenger RNA. Its product is annotated as troponin C, isoallergen Bla g 6.0301. Gene Ontology annotation, cellular component: myosin II complex. The coding region runs from base 190 to 645 and encodes 151 amino acids. The transcript is spliced from 7 exons. Lineage: Eukaryota; Metazoa; Arthropoda; Insecta; Hemiptera; Cicadellidae. The record is from RefSeq and is a predicted model, not a curated record. Gene Ontology annotation, molecular function: enzyme regulator activity; calcium ion binding.